This is a messenger RNA of Hydractinia symbiolongicarpus, 1124 nucleotides long. RefSeq lists its product as uncharacterized. NCBI's taxonomy places the organism in Eukaryota, Metazoa, Cnidaria, Hydrozoa, Anthoathecata, Hydractiniidae. The record is from RefSeq and is a predicted model, not a curated record. The transcript has 7 exons. The coding region runs from base 73 to 1050 and encodes 325 amino acids.
CAAACUAAAAUGAGCAAUAGCCAUAAACAAGUGAGCUACAGUGUGUACGAAAAGCCAUUGCAUUAGAUAACUAUGAGCUUCAAUGAAGAUAUCAGAAAUGAUCUACAUCUAACAUCCACAGGAACAGGACACCAGUACAAGUCACCUUUGUUGUUCCCGCCUUCUGAUUUCAAGAGAAGUGUUAAAACUCCCUUACCAUUAUCAUUAAGGAAGUCUGACAAUGUUAAAGACUUCUACAUUACUACAACUGGCUCAUAUCAUGAUUUUAAACCUCAUAACCCACUGUUACAAAAGGAGUUAUAUAAAAAGGCUCCAGGUCAUUGGGGUGUAAAUUAUUUAGAAGAUACUGUCAGAAAGCUUCAAGUUAAACCUCAAAGAAAAGCCUUGACCAUGGGGAACCAGUCAAGUGAAAUGAAAUCUAAAUUUACUGGCAGCAAAGGGAUUUCUUUAAAUACACGCUUCUCAAGUGAUAUUCAACCACCAGUAUAUAAGCAUCAUCACAAGGAUGGUCCUCUAAAGUCUCUUGUCGCCUCCACGAAAAAUCCUGAACUUUCUGGUCGAAGAUACAACAUCCAAGACAAGGGAGUGCUUAAUUAUCACGGAGAUAUGUAUCUUACCACAACUCGUAAAGAUCAUCGCCCAUUUACAAAAAUGGAACAAAGCAAAUAUUCUAAAAAGAAUUAUGCAACAUAUUGGGAGUGUGAAUCGUAUCCCAAAGCUUGGGGUCAUGGUUCUCAGUGUAAUCCACUGCCACCAGAUUCAGUACAAAGGGAAAAAGGUCCGAUGCGGGAUUCGAUCUGGUUUAAGACUCCUACUAUAAUACCAAGGAUACCAAAACCUUUAGAUCCUGUUCCUCAUACUGGGAUGUGUUCGGAAAUAGCUGCGAAUUUCCGUGAUAUUACUCAUUCACAACGAAAAGACUUAUUUCACUGUCCUGUUCCUAGCCCAUGGAAAUUAAAAACUGCUGGCAAAGAAGAGAUCUUUAGCGUUCCUAAAAUGUACCGAACAGAGUAUCAGUCAAUUGCAAGUGGAAAGCCUGUACUCGUGUAGUAAAACUCCAAAAUGUAUAAAUUUUAAACUGGUGAUUAAAAAAAUAUAUUAUAACUUAUUGGCAGAUUUUCCAA